Messenger RNA from Aspergillus campestris IBT 28561, 1470 nucleotides. RefSeq names its product T6SS phospholipase effector Tle1-like catalytic domain-containing protein. NCBI's taxonomy places the organism in Eukaryota, Fungi, Ascomycota, Eurotiomycetes, Eurotiales, Aspergillaceae. The record is from RefSeq and is a predicted model, not a curated record. The transcript has 2 exons. Bases 1 to 1470 code for a protein of 489 amino acids.
AUGACAGAUGAAGAACAAACACCAGUUGAAAGGCAAAUUGUACUCUGCUUCGACGGCACGGGCAAUACCUUCCGCACCGACGGCACCGAGACUAAUAUUCUCCGAAUAUGCCGCAUGCUAGAGCGGACCGACGAGCAGUGCAUGUCCCCGUCCACCGGCAUCGGCACCCAGAUAACGCCCGGCUCCCUAGCAAGCACGACCAUCCGCCGCACUGGGCGUCUGGCGGGCUCAUCCCACGCAGUGGAUCUCGCCCUGGGACGAACAUUCCACCAACACGUACUAGGCGGGUACCGCUUCCUCAUGCGCCACUACCGGGCAUCGACACAAAUCUACGUAUUCGGCUUCAGUAGAGGGGCAUUCACAGCACGGUUCCUGGUCGAGAUGGUCGACUUCGUGGGGCUGCUCGGCCCCGACAACGAGGAGAUGCUCCCGCUAAUAUGGAAGGCGUUCAUGACGUGGAAGACACGCGGGUGCGACGCAGAGGCCAAGCGACGCGCGCUACACUUUGUGACCGAGACGCGCGAGACGCUGUGUCGGCCGACGAGCCAGCCCGUGCGCUUCCUGGGUGUCUUCGACACCGUAAACAGCAUUGCUGAUUUCCGGGUCGAUUUGCAGAUUAUUUCGAUGGCGCAGGUCACGCGCCAUGCUGUUAGUGUUGAUGAGAGGAGGGUGAAGUUUCGUCCUGUGCUGUUGAAGCCCAUGGGGACGAGGUGUCCUUGUGCGGGUCCGCUGGGGGGGUUGGGGCCAGAGCGCACGGCGUCGAGCUUGCUGGCUGCUUGGAAGAGGAAGAGUCGGGGGGAUGCUGCGGAGAGGCUGAAUACGGCUGUGCUGGGGAGUGCGGAGGAGCAGGAUGUGCAGGAGGUGUGGUUUCCUGGGGGGCAUGCAGAUAUUGGCGGCGGGUGUCAGCGGUCGGACGAGCGUGAGAAACACCAGUUGAGUCAUGCGCCGCUUGUGUGGAUGGUGCAGGAGGCGAGUCGGGCUGGGUUGAGGUUUGAUAAGGCAAAGCUGCGCCGGUUUGGCUGUGCCGAGGUGGCGGUUGGUGAUGAUGGUGGUGGUGGUGGUGGUAGGCAAGGUGUGGAUGAGAGCGUGGAAUUCCAUACGGCGCUGGAGGAGUCGAGCACCCGCGGAACACUCCACGAUCUCUUGUCGUUUGGGCACGGGCUGUCUCGCGCUUCUGUGCUUGCGUGGAGGGCGAUGGAGUACUUCCCUGUCAGGCGGAUUGACCUGCUGCCGCAGGGGAGGUGGAAGGUAGCACGGUGGCCGCCUCCCAGGGGCGCGGCUCGGGGCGUUCCCGAUGACGCCAUGAUACAUGUAUCUGUUAUUCGCAGGAUGAAGGCAGAUCCGGGAUACCGUCCGCAGAACCUACUGGGCAGGAGAGACGACUGUACGGGGAGCUUUGACGCUACAGAAUGGCAGAUUCAUGCUAGCAAGGGGGAUGCAGUGCGGGAAACAUGGACGAAGAUGCAUUAA